GAUGUUGUCGUUUCAAGUAUGUAACAUUUUUCAUUAGUCUGCCGCGUUAAUUUCAACUCGCUCAUUUUUAUUACGAUUCGUUUUAGAAAAUGUUGUCGAUUAAGGUGUUCUUGUUGUUAUGGAUGUUUAUGGGUGCAAAUUGUUGGAGAAGCUAUAGAACUGACAGGGCUUGCACGGAAGCCGGUAAGAUUGUCAAUGGCUCCUUCAAAGAAUCAUCCAAUAGGUAUCGAAAAUACCUGUGCCAGGCAAAUUAUAUCAGUAAUAUACCAGACUUGGGGGAUAUUGUGUUUAAGUGCGGUUUAAUGAAGAAGACAGGAUCAUAUGAAUGGAAAGCCACGUCAACUUGGUUUACUGACGGCGGUUUUUUAUAUCUACAGAAUGUAACAUGUGAACCAAAGAAAAAAUGUUCCGCUCCACCAUUGCCAAAGGACAUGACCAGAGAAAUAACGACCAGGUACCUAAUUCCUGUCACGAUUAAUAGUGUCAAGAAAGCCAUAAACGAUUUCUACACUGGUGAUACAGUAAAGUACAGCUGUAAACCGGGGCUUAUGAUGUCAAAUGACUCGGAUACAUCAUUCUUUUCUGAUUAUAUCUAUUAUGACGAACCAUCGUCAUCAUCAACAUCGACAACUGCAGCACCUGCCACAGUUUUAAAGGAUAUCACUUGCAACGCAGAUGGCUUAUGGAAUGGCUUUCCUGAUUCUGAAUUGUCCUUCGGUGAAUGUCAAGCGGAAGCUGUAGAGAAAAGUAAUGGUGUCUAUACUGAGUCGGGAGAAGAAAAGUGCGAUUGUAUAGAUGGAGGAUUAAAAAGUAGAAAGGGUGAUCAGGCACCAAAAUGUACACCAGAUCCUUGCAAAGUGCCGCUUGAUUUUGACAAACAUCUGUCAAUAUCUGACAAAACACAUGCAAGUCUCUCUGGAGGUUUCAAGAUAUCAAAUGGUAUUAUGUUUUAUAUGCGCUGUUUUACAUUAGCUCAAGAAAUAAUAAUGUUUACCACUUGA
Ruditapes philippinarum (Manila clam) is the source of this 1001-nucleotide messenger RNA. RefSeq lists its product as uncharacterized. The transcript is spliced from 6 exons. The coding region runs from base 90 to 1001 and encodes 303 amino acids. The record is from RefSeq and is a predicted model, not a curated record. Lineage: Eukaryota; Metazoa; Mollusca; Bivalvia; Venerida; Veneridae.